CGCAGCCGGCGGCGGGACCGCCACAGCCCCGUCGGCCAUGAACUCGGGACCAGAGCCCCGGACACCCCGGACAUUAUUCAGCAUCGCCGACAUCCUAGGCCCGCGCCUGAUCCCCCGAGGACCCUCUACGUCCCAGCUUCCAGAGUCGAGUCCUGGUCCCACGUCGCCUCUGUGCGCGCUGGAGGAGCUGACUAGUAAAACUUUCCGCGGAUUUGACUGGCACGCUCCGGAGCCCUCUGAAGGCCGCGCCGCCCCGAGUGCUCUGGGCCCUGGCCAGGCUGGCCGCAGACGGCGAAAGUCACGCACGGCGUUCACUGCGCAGCAGGUGCUGGAGCUGGAGCGACGCUUCGUCUUCCAGAAGUACCUGGCGCCUUCCGAGCGCGACCGACUGGCGGCGAGGCUCGGCUUGGCCAACGCACAGGUUGUCACGUGGUUCCAGAACCGGCGAGCCAAGCUCAAGCGCGACGUGGAGGAGAUGCGCGCCGACGUGGCCUCGUUGCGCACGCUGUCCCCCGAAGUUCAGUGCCGCCUCUCGCUGCCUGACGGCACCCCACGCCCCGUCCCUGGCCGGCCUGACUCCGGGCCCCACCUGUCAGAAGAGGAGAUAAAGGUGGACUAAUGAAGGCAAAGCCGCCGCCGCCCUGGGCACCUGGAUCCCCGACUCCUUGCCUCCGUGCUCCGCGCCCUGUCUGGGUACUAGGGUGGAGGGAGGGUGUGGAUCUGGCCUCCUCUGGCUCACAGUCCAGACACUCGCUUUUCCCAAUUGUUGAGAAUAAAAUGGAGACUCAGUCGCUCGACGCCUCAAUCUUGGCGCCCCAGAGCAGUAAGAGCAAAAUCUGCCGAUUGUUGUGCAGAUUCCGCGCUUGGCUGAGCGCUUUAAACGCGAUGUCUCCUUCAAACCUCAUAGCAAGUCUAUUCGGUGAUAUAAUUAUACCCGUUUCACAAAGCAAGAAGCACUAGGUCAGGAUUUGGGCCUAGGUAUCCUGCCAGCCUUCAGAGCCAGUGCAUGUCAGCCGGACGGCACUCUGGAGACUUCGAGCUGAGGGACACGUAGCUGCGGGCGACCUACCCCUACUGACUGCCUUUAGUCGCUGGACUCCAGCAGGCCUUUGACCCGCCUCCUCCAAGACCUUGCAGCUAACCUCUGGGCUGCUCCGAAGUGACAAAGUUGUGCCUGAUCCUACCCUUUCCCCACCCUGAGGUCAUUUGUUAAUGGGCUUCAGACGAUUCCCUCACUUCUGCUGAAAGAACCCCAUGCUGAAACACAAGCUAAGUGAAAGCGGUGGGGAGAAGGGGCACAACCCUACUUCUGGGACCUCUGCCCCACACUUGGGCAGGAAAUGUUCCUCCCAGGAUAGUGGCCUUGGCAGGAGGGUGGGGAGGCUGAGUCUGGCCGUGGAGGUGGAGGCUGGAGUAGCUGCAUGGGGACCUUGGCGGGUGGAGCCAAUAGCCUACCCCCACCAGCGGACAUUUCUGAAAUUAAUUUAUUCCACUGGUAAUUAAUCACCCUCUGGCAACAUGAUGAGAAGGUAAGAGGCCUAUGCCUAUGCAGGGCCAUCACUUCAGAUCUUCAGAAGACCAUGCUUAGGUUCUUUCCUGGCUCCCCUCUCUCCGUGUCUGUCCUUCCUCCCUCCUCAGGCCUUCCAUGCUUCUGCCCAGAUGCCACAACUCAUUCUCAAGAAUGUUCUGAGAAUGAUCCAUCCAGGAUUCAAGGGGAGUCAGCUAGGGCCUCGGUUGCAAGUGGAGGUCCCAGGAGAGAAUAUUUCAGGGAGACUGAACAAUGCUGGAAGGCAGAAGGGAACCUGGCACUGUUGGACAAUAACUACCGCUUAUUGAACAUAAUUCAAGUGAUGUGCAUGGAUUAAUCUUCACAGUAAUCCCAGAAGAUAAUGAAAUUUUAAUUUCAUUAAAAUUUUUUUUAAUAUUUAUUUUCGAGAGAGGGACAGAGUAUGAACAGGGGAGGGGCAGAGAGAGAGGGAGACCCAGAAUCUGAAGCAGGAUCCAGACUCUGAGCUGUCAGCACAGAGGCCCACGUGGGACUCGUGGGACUCGAACUCACGAGCCAUAAGAUCCUGACCUGAGCUUAACCAGCUGAGCCACGCAGGUGCCCCAGAUUUUAAUUUCACUUUCAGUGUAAGGAGACUGAAUCACAGAAGCCCAAGAAGAUGUAGUAAUGUCAUGGAGCUUGUAAGUGCUAGGGCUGGCACUAACCUGCUUGUUUGACUCAGGGGCUCAUGCUUUUGACCACUGCAUGUUCUGUCCCCAUAACUGUGACUG
Messenger RNA from Acinonyx jubatus (cheetah), 2277 nucleotides. RefSeq names its product ladybird homeobox 2 (gene LBX2). The transcript has 2 exons. The record is from RefSeq and is a predicted model, not a curated record. Gene Ontology annotation, molecular function: DNA binding. The coding region runs from base 38 to 619 and encodes 193 amino acids. NCBI's taxonomy places the organism in Eukaryota, Metazoa, Chordata, Mammalia, Carnivora, Felidae.